CGAGGCUGGUGCAUGCGCGCAUGAGACAAGUGGUGGCAUUUUGUUGAAAAGUGACGCGAGCGUGGAGUUGGAGAUAGGGAUGUUCAGCCAUUCCUCUCCAGUAAAAUUGAUAUAGACACUUGGUGUAGAUUCUGCUGCUGAAUUUCCCAGUAAAAUUGCAGAUGUAAAAAUCCAGUGCUACCAACACCUUAACUCAUCGAAGAAAAAUGGACUAAAGGGGUCAAGAGGAAAAAGAAUGACAUAGUCUAUUGUAUAAGCAUAUUUAAAAUCUUGGUCAGAAAGGAAUCUGUGGCGCACAAAUAUUUGCACAGGAAACUCACCCGUUACCAAUGCAAUUUAUGCAAAUUCAAUUCAUUGACAGUGCAAGCCUGUAUUCUUGCCUGUAAAGUUUUGGACUUGAUGAAAUGGUAUAAUGAAAAAACACAAUAAUACUGCACUGGACUGGACAAUAUGAUAUCAGAUGCCAUAACAGAAACUGAGGCCCAAAGCCAUGGCUAUACAACAAAUUAUAAGUGUGAUGAGCAUCUCUUGAAGCAGAUAGCAAUUCAUUCAUUUGUGGACACUAAAAUUGUUUCGAAAAUGGAAAAACCAGGUUCAUUGAUUCAAGUUAUUGAAAAAUUGAGCAAGAUAGUGGAGAAGGGAGGAUCAAAGCAGUGUUCUUUGACUGGUCAAAAGAGGUCUUAUAUUAGUACUUCUGAUACAAACAGUGCAAUAAUUGAGCAGACAGACAGCUUUGAGAGCACAGCCAAAAAAGUUAUUAACCAGGAAAAGGAUAACAUCUCAAUUAGGCAAACUUAUUUUAAAACAGAAGAUCUGCCUCAGAGUUGUAAUGGCCUUGAUCUGAGCACCCUUGAUUCUGCAGAUAAAUCAAAAGCUUCAAAGAGCUUCUGUUGUACCCUGUGUAACUUUGUAACUGUUGUGCCAUCUGUAUAUUAUAUACAUAUACGUAGCCAUAACAACAUUGAAAGCUACUCAUGUGAUCAGUGCAACUUUGCAACUACAGAUUCUAAAGACUUUGUGGCGCACAAAUAUUUGCACAGGAAACUCACCCGUUACCAAUGCAAUUUAUGCAAAUUCAAUUCAUUGACUUUUUCACAGUUAAAAGAGCACUUUGAACUACAUGGAAAAUCAGGUGAAGUGGUAUUGAUGUGCUCUGUGUGUUGUUUUGUUUCCAAACAACAAGAGGAACUUGAAGCUCAUAUGUGGAUGCACCUUGAGGAUGCCCAGAUACAAAGAAAGCAGCAAUUAAGGCCAAAUGCCAUAGAUAGUGUGGACAGCAACAAUGCAAAAUCAAGAAAUAUUGGUUUUGACACUGAACCAGGCCCAAGAAAGUGGUACACUUAUGACCAGUAUGGCAUGUAUAGAUGUUUGAUUUGCAGUUAUGCUUGUGACCGUCAGAGGAUGUUAAAAACCCAUGCAUGGAAACAUGCUGGUGAAGUAGAUUGUUCUUAUCCAAUUUUUGAGGAAUGUGAGACAGCUACCUCAGUAGUUCCUUCCACAGGUCUCACAGCUCCUGAGGAUGAAUCAAUAAUUGUUUUCUCACCAGCUAUCAAAUCAGAAAGUGUACACUGUGUUGGAUCAAAUCCACUGCAGUUUUGUACUCCUCCCUCAAUCAAUCUAAUGGACACAGUGGACUGCAAAGCUUCACUGUCUGACACUGCUGUAAAAAAUUCAGGCCUUACCCAGUCAAAGGCACCUGCUGAUACUGUAGUAGAAAUUGUUGAGGAGGGACCUCUGUUGCUUGAUUGUGAGCAAGAAAGUAUAGUCUCUGAUAGCCUUCUUUCCUCUGCACAGAAGAUCAUCAAUUGCAAUUCUAACAAGGCAGGACAUGUCAAUGUCAUUGUAGAGCGUGUCCCAGGAGCUGGGGAGAGUGUUCCAGAAAAGCACUUUCUGAUGACACCAGAUAUUGAAGCUGAAAAGAGGCUUAUCUCUGAAAAAUCUCACAUGAUCUAUUGUGAGGAUUCUUCAGAUUUAUAUCAACAAGCUACCAAUGCAGCUGAACUGGAAACAGCUGUUUUAAGAUGGAAUCCAGAAGAAAGUAAUGAUACUUUAAAAUCUACUGAACCUGCAGCAGUUGAUGAAAAUGUACCCCCAUCUAGAAGGAGAACCAAUUCUGAAUCUUUGAGGCUUCAUUCAUUGGCCGCUGAAGCUCUUGUUGCAAUGCCAAUGAGAGCACCAGAAUUUACUCGAGCAAGUGUCAAAAAUCCUGAGUCUGAUGCAGAACAAAGAAGCAUGGAAGUCAAUUCUUCAGUUCCUCAACCUCACAAUUACUCUGAUGAUCAUACUAGUAAUAACUUGCAACUUGAUGAGACUAAGUCGGGUUUUUCUGAAGUACCAAUCAGAAUGGGCAUCAGCAUGUCACUACUCACUGUGAUUGAAAAACUGAGAGAAAGAACAGACCAAAAUGCUUCUGAUGAAGAUAUCCUAAAAGAGUUGCAGGAUAAUGCACAGUGCCAACCUUCAAGUGACCUGAGUUCACCAGGCAACUUAGUGGAGUAUAUACCAAACACAGAACGGCCUUACCGUUGUCGCUUGUGUCAUUACAGCAGUGGCAAUAAGGGUUACAUCAAACAGCAUUUAAGAGUUCAUCGGCAAAGGCAGCCUUACCAGUGUCCAAUCUGUGAUCACAUAGCCACUGAUAGUAAUAAUCUGGAGAGUCAUAUGAUAAACCAUUGCAAGACUCGGAUGUAUCACUGCAAAAGAUGCAAUGCAGCAUUUUAUUAUAAGAGUCAAUUGCGGAAUCACGAACGUGAACAACAUAGUCUUUCUGACAUUUCCUCAACAAAUGAUGAAAACGCUGACUUUAGUAGAGAACAAAAAACAGGAAACACACAAGAAGAAUUACAUUCACCUCAGAAAUUGUAUAAGUGCGAUAUGUGUGACUACACAAGUUCAACGUAUGUUGGUGUGCGAAACCACAGAAGAAUCCACAACACAGAUAAGCCCUACAGAUGCAGCAGCUGUGAUUUUGCAACAACAAAUAUAAACAGCUUGAAGUGUCAUAUGAAGCGUCAUCCACAGGAGCAGCAGACCAUUCAGCUGCUGGAACAGUACAAGUGUUCUCUUUGUGGCUAUGAGUGUAGCCAUCCACCCUCAUUGAAGUCACAUAUGUGGAAACAUGCAAGUGACCAAAAUUAUAACUAUGAGCAAGUGAAUAAGGCCAUUAAUGAAGCUAUUUCUCAAAGCAGCAGGUCUCAGGAGCCCCAAAGAAAACUUUCAGCUGAAGAAGUUGAAGAAAUAUCACCACCACCAUCCAUUCAUCCUCCGAUCAAUUCUGAUAAACUUGUGACAGCUCCAGAAACUGGUGAAACCAGGAGCCCUGAAAAAUAUCAGAAGUUAAAUUCAGAUGUAAAUGUGAACAAUUCAGCAGGGAAAAGUGAAAGUCAGACUCGUUCUGGCACAGAGUACUGUGUCUUACUAUUCUGUUGCUGUAUCUGUGGAUUUGAAUCCACCAGUAAAGAGCUGUUGAUGGAUCAUAUGAAGGAACACGAAGGCGAGAUUAUCAACAUCAUCCUUAACAAGGACCACUGUUCUCAGUCGGAGUAGGGCAGAUUGAACUAAAAAACUUGGAAAAUCUACAUUUUAUUCUUUGUAGAUGAAGGCAUAAAGUAAGCUUGUUUUAGUGUGUACAGAAAGUGAACGUUAACAUUUCAAAGAAUGAUUUUUGUCAUUUUUAAACUGUUGUCAGCAUUGCAGUUUUCACACUCACAAAAGUAGUGCAAGUAAUUAUUAAUAACCUAAAAGCAAGCAAAAUACUCAAGGAUCAUUUUAAUGUUUCAAUUUCUCUCCACUUCUCCACCUCAUGUUCUUAAUACUGACAUUUUUGAUACAGAUUGUACUUCUGUAUUUAUUUAACUUUUUUAAAAUAUUUAUGCAUGUAGUUUUAGCUGUAGCGAAGAGUGAGUUGUUAUAAGGCAGUCAAGUUGUAUUUACAAUGCACUUUGGUCAUGGUGCUAUUUUAUAAUUGUAUCAUUGAACAGAUCUUUUAAGAGCAACAGUAGGGGAGGGAGAUGUUGAUGAAAUCUUUCUCCUUGUUAGUAGCAAUAUAAAUAUGGAUGGAAUAAAGGUUUUAUUUAAAGAUUUGCUUAUUUAUGUCUACCCAGGGAACUAUUCUUGUCUAAGUCAAUACAGGGUUUUACUACCAGAUUACAGCAUACAGCUCAUAGACUUCACAGUUCACUGUGAAUAGAAGGGUGGCGGGAUAAAAUUUUCAUCUGUGUAAUUUGUCUUUUAAUACCAUUUUUGUACAUCUUUGAAAUGGAAGUCAUGCUUUCAUCUACUUGCUUUUUUCUCUCAAAUACAUUUUACUGCAGACAAAUUACCUUUGAAAUUCCAUACUGACUUAUUUCAAAGGGAUUGAAAGAUCAUCUUUGGUUCAGCCAUAAAAUACACAUGACAUUUUAAAAGAAGCUGUUUUAGGAAUUGGUAUUUGCUAACUUAUUGUAUUUAGUUCAGACCAGUAUUUAAUGUUUGGUUACAUUCAUGAAGCUUAAGUGCUUCAAUCUGAAAAUAUUGAGAUCUAUAUGAAAAGUGAGUUUCAGGGUCUGCAUAUUGGUAUGUUUUUUUAUCAUGAGUAAAAGUUAAAAGUAAUCUUAAAAUGAUUAAUAUUUAUAGAACCAUUACCUCCUCAGAAAUUUGUCCUAGGCUUCUGUUGUCACAAUAGUUUCUGGCAACAAAGAAUUUCCAUUAAUAUUAUAAAGAAAAUUAACAUUUGAUUUGUAAUGAGUCCGUGAGAAGUUGCAAUGUUUGAUUUUACUGUUUAAAGUAAUGAUGGCCUUCAUUUUGUAAAAAAUAUUGCACUGAAUCCUAAGAGCUGUUAUUCAACUUAAGGCUAAUGAAAUAGUCCAUUUGAGACAGGAAUGCACCUAAAAUUUGGAACUGCAGGUAUAACAACUUGAAAUUUAUGGUGGAUUUACAUUCAACAGUUAAAAGAAAAAUUUGCUGUCAAUUUAUAAGCUAUGUUUUACUUUACAUGCAGUUACUGUGAUUAAAUAAUCAUUAUGUUCUGAUGGUUU
Molecule: messenger RNA, 5015 nt
Organism: Hypanus sabinus (Atlantic stingray)
Lineage: Eukaryota; Metazoa; Chordata; Chondrichthyes; Myliobatiformes; Dasyatidae
Gene: znf507
Product: zinc finger protein 507
Exons: 10
Coding region: 451-3546 (1031 amino acids)
Biological process (GO): regulation of gene expression
Cellular component (GO): nucleus
Source: RefSeq, a predicted model, not a curated record